This is a messenger RNA of Penaeus chinensis, 2151 nucleotides long. Its product is annotated as TAF6-like RNA polymerase II p300/CBP-associated factor-associated factor 65 kDa subunit 6L. Lineage: Eukaryota; Metazoa; Arthropoda; Malacostraca; Decapoda; Penaeidae. The record is from RefSeq and is a predicted model, not a curated record. Gene Ontology annotation, cellular component: transcription factor TFIID complex; SLIK (SAGA-like) complex; SAGA complex. Gene Ontology annotation, biological process: RNA polymerase II preinitiation complex assembly; transcription initiation at RNA polymerase II promoter. Bases 179 to 1951 code for a protein of 590 amino acids. The transcript is spliced from 9 exons. Gene Ontology annotation, molecular function: protein heterodimerization activity; transcription coactivator activity; RNA polymerase II general transcription initiation factor activity.
AGAAACCGACCGAGUAUUUGUUUACCUUUUGAGUUGCGUCUCGCCGUUAGUUUGUCUAGUUGCAACUUGGAAUCCCUACAAAAAUACUGACUAAUUAUAGUCUGAAAGCCUUCAUAAGAGGAAAGCAGGAAAGAAGGAAACCUUACAAAAGAAAAAUCGAAUUGUUUCACAGUCAGUAAUGGUGGAUCGGAACGAUAACAGGAAUGAUGAAAGACGAUGUGCACAGAUAGCAGUUGAAAGUGUUAUAACAUGGGGUGAAGCAGUAGGUGUCGCUGACCUCCCACAGGAAACAGCACGUGCAAUCGCUGCUGAUGUUACGUAUAGGUUAAGACAAACUUUGCAUGUGUGUGGGCAGUUUCUCAGACACUGCAAACGUCGAAGGCUGACCCCAGAUGAUAUAAAUAGAGCUCUCAAGUGGAUGGAUGCACCUUCCAUAUUAGGGUAUACAGGCAGUGAGCCUGUGGAAUGGGUCAGUGUUGGGGAGGUUGGUGUUCACAUACCACAUGACCCUACUGUGAAUUUGGCGAGCACUGCUCUUAGUGGACAUAUUUUCCACCAGCCAGGCAGUCCAUGUGUCAGAGGUGAGUGGGCUUAUGUGAGUGGCCAUACCAUGGUGAAAGGUGAGGGAGAAAGUGAUACUGUUCCAGCUCCACAGCAGCUCUCAGCAGAACAUACACAGUAUUAUAAGAUGCUCUUCACUAUCAUAGGUGGAUCAUCAAAUGAUCUUUUUAAGUUGAUGUGUGAAGAUGUAGCAACAUCACCAGGCAUAACAUCAUUGGUUGGUCCGAUUGUUGGAGGAGUUGUGCGUGGUGCGCAACGUGCCCGGCAGAAACCUCACGUUCUUCGACGUAUACUGCUGGUAAUAAGAGCACUCUUAGUCAAUCCACAUCUACAUCUAGGACCACAAAAUUAUAUGCGAGAUAUCAUAAAUGUCUUGGUGUACUGUAUAAUUAUUGAAAGAAAAAAUGCACAAGAUACUCAGAUGAUCAGGAGUUUGGCUUCAAAUGUGUUACUCCAGGUUGUAUCAAGACAGCCAGGGUGUCGUGGAACGUGGGAAACAGUGGUGACAAGUCUUGGAGGAGUGGUAGCAAGUAGCAGCUGUCCUUGGGGUCAACAUAUAGGAGCUCUCACAGGUCUCCUUAUCUUAGGUGCUCCAGCUAUAUUGCACAGCUUAACACCAAUUGCUCGACCAUACCAUGUCCGCCUCACUCAUGCUAUCUCACAAUCCUCCAUAACAACAUCUCGGGACAUUCAUGAUGCUCAUACAACAAGUUGCCUACUUCUAGCAGGAUUAGUGAAGGUUAUGUCAGCUUUUGUGAAAUGUCUUCCUGACAGUUUUGUUGUAUCUCCACCCACGAAGAACAUACUUCACACUUCCGUAAAACACAGCAGUGAUGACUUUAUAUCUCCUGGCAGCAUAGGUGAUAGUGAUGUAACUUUUGAGCAAGUGCAGGAGAUAUACAAGUUGGGAGAAGAGUCUUUUGGAAGUGCCUUUGUUGUUCAAGUUCCUGGUGUUUACCUUUGCUUCAGCCACGAUCAUAUACCAAGCUUUCUUAAUUCGUCUGUGUACCGUGACCAAGCUAGCACAGGAGAUGCACUCCUUAACCCACCAGCCACAAAAAAAGCCAGAAAUAUAACCUGCCAUUCUACUAAUAAGCCAAAGCCAAGAAGAAAUCAACAUGUACUUCCUACCCAGGUAUUUGAAGGUUACAAGUCACUGUCAGAUAGGCCUGUAAAUAUUCCCAUGAGUAUUCAAAGCUGUCGGGAAAAAAGUGUGGACAGCCUUAAGAAGAAGAGGAAUUCUCUUCCAGCAGUAAAUCCUCAUCCACACCGUGCUCUCCUGGCUCACUAUAGUUCUCGUAUCACAGGCUGCAUGCCUCACAAUACUUUCACAAGACCUUUACAUCCACCUCUUCGACCUGGAUAUUCUCUGCAGUAUCUUAUACUUUAAUCAUAUUACAGCAGUCAUGGAGAGAAGUAAUUAUCCUAAUUAUAGAAUAGUCUAAGCAGACUUACAUCACUAAUCCAUGCACACUUACAAACUCAUGGACGCAUGUAUGCACACACACAUGCACACACAUGCACACACACGCACACACACGCACACACACGCACACACACGCACACACACAGAAACACACGCAAAUACUC